Molecule: messenger RNA, 1311 nt
Organism: Cryptosporidium ubiquitum
Lineage: Eukaryota; Apicomplexa; Conoidasida; Eucoccidiorida; Cryptosporidiidae
Product: cyclin B like protein
Exons: 1
Coding region: 1-1311 (436 amino acids)
Biological process (GO): mitotic cell cycle phase transition; regulation of cyclin-dependent protein serine/threonine kinase activity
Cellular component (GO): nucleus; cyclin-dependent protein kinase holoenzyme complex; cytoplasm
Molecular function (GO): cyclin-dependent protein serine/threonine kinase regulator activity
Source: RefSeq, a predicted model, not a curated record
AUGACGAUAUUGUUUAAAAAACUAAAAGAAAAUGACGUAUUUAAAAAUUUUUUUCGUCAGAUUUCAAAAUAUUUAGAAAGUAAUUCAGAUGAAAGUAAAGAAAAUGAAUGUAAUAUCACUAAAUGUGAUGUUAAAAAAAACAAUAAGCUUGUAAAAAUAACUGGAAAAGAAAAUAAUUAUAUUGGCAUUAAUAACACAGUAUUUUCAUCUCAAAUUUUUGAAUUUAAAAAUAACUUGGAAAAAAGUGAGUAUCAAGAAUCUAAUUCGGAUUCAAAACCAAAACCCAAUAUUGAACAGAUUGUUACAAAUAGAAUUCUUUCCAAACAAAACGAAUAUAAUAUGAAAAAAGUAUACGCAUAUUUUAGAGAGUGCUACAAAAAACAAAUUGAAUCAGGUAAAACAUUAAUAGAUUUCAGGAGAGAAAUCAUUGGUGAAAUAUCAGAAAUAAUAUGGAAAUGCCAUCUUAAUGAAGAAGUCCUUUUUCUUGCGGUACACUUCAUGGAUAAUAUUAUUAGUAAAGAUCGGAUAAAAGGAAGCAAAACAUUGGAAAAACUAAGAUAUUUGGGGUUUACAUGUUUUUAUAUUGCAACAAAAAUUGAAAGAGUGGUGAAUUUUAAUUUUAAAGAAAUUAUUAGAAAACUGUCAAUAAAUCCUAUUAAAAUAUUGAAUAUGGAGAAAUAUGUAUUAAAUCAGCUUACAUUUAAAUUGAAUCCUAUUUCAUCGCUCUUCCUACUACAAUUUUUAAUGGGAAUUAUAAUGGAAAGCUAUUUAAAAGAUAUUAUUGGAAUAGAAAACAUAAAUUAUUUGGAAAAAGAUCUGGAAAAUAAAGAUUACAAUAACGUUUAUUUAGAUAAAUAUAAUAGUGAAAGUUUUAAAGGUUUUAACUUGCAAAAAGUUGAAAAUAUAUCUAAAUUAGAGAAUAGUUCAUCACUAAUAAUAAAUGUAUUGAAUAUGAAAAGUAGUAAAGGAAUAAAUAAAGUAUUGGAAUAUUUUAUUAGCUGUUAUUUAUUAGAGAUAUGCUUAUAUGAUAUUGAAAUAUUAAAAUAUUCUCCUUUGUGUCAAGCAAUUUCAGCACUAAUCAUUGCGAAAGAAUGUUUAGGAGCAAGAAGGGAAAGUAUUGAGAAAGAUUACAUUAAUGAGCAUUUGAAUAGAGAGGUUUUAAUAGAAGAUUAUAUAUAUAGAAAUAUUAAUGCGAUUAAAAGAACAUUAAAGUAUCCCUACAUUAAAAAAAACUGUACAACAAAGAAAUACUUAACGAACGAAUAUAUGAAUGCAGCUAAUUAUGUCUUGAGGUUUAUCUGCCCAAAAUAA